Messenger RNA from Lineus longissimus, 2651 nucleotides. RefSeq names its product leucine-rich repeat-containing protein 74A-like. The transcript has 14 exons. Gene Ontology annotation, molecular function: calcium ion binding; protein binding. Bases 50 to 2455 code for a protein of 801 amino acids. The record is from RefSeq and is a predicted model, not a curated record. Lineage: Eukaryota; Metazoa; Nemertea; Pilidiophora; Heteronemertea; Lineidae.
UUUUUAAUUGUUGUCUGUUCUACACUAUCUACGCCUUGUUUUGGACAAGAUGGAUAUCCCGGACAAUGAAAAGGGAAAGGUCAAACGCGGCCGAAGAGGGGACCGUGAGAACGUCCUCCCGAAAGUAAAGCGGUUUCAGAAAAGGUCUCUACCAAGGCGCCGCUCCCGAAAGAAAGACGGUUCUUCCUUCUCCUCCGAGAUUUCUGAGGGAGAGUCGAGAGUGUCAGAUAUCGCAAUAAUGGCGCUCCAAGAGGCCGAGAGAGACGAUAUACAGAUUCAUGAUGUCCUCAGUAGCGUGGCUUCAACAUCUGUAACAAGUCCCGUACCCAUACCUGAGAUGCGGGACAGCGACUACGACACGGACUUGGCCGAGGAAGCAACAGCAGAAGAGUUUGACAUUACAGGCAGGAAGGUUUAUUUAGAUGGCUGCAAACGACACGGCGUGGUUCCUGCAAGCCAAAUCACAAGGGCCUUGGCUGGAGACUGCCUGAAGCUGAACAACCUAGGCCUAACUACUAAUGAUGUCAUUGCCUUGUGCAUACCAUUACAGACAAACAUGUCAGUCAGUACAUUGCUGCUGUCUUCAAACCGGAUUGGUCCCAAGGCCAUGAUUUACUUGGCGGCCAUGUUGAAAGAAAACAUCAAUAUCUCAACCUUGGAUUUGUCCAACAACGCUCUCGGCACGAGUGGAGCGCAGCUUAUCACUGACAUCAUCGACAUGAACGGAACAAUAAGGGUGCUAAAUCUCGCAGAUAACGGAUUCGAAGACAAUGAUGCCAAGUAUUUUGCCUACAUUAUGCGUAUGAGUUGUUUAAAGGUCCUGAACUUGAGUCACAAUAGAUUUCGAGAGAAUGCCGGUUACAUUUUAGGCUCCGCAAUAGCUGAAAAUGACACGCUUGAAGAAUUGGACCUGAGUUGGAAUCACUUCCGGUUGAAAGGGGCGAGGGCACUUGCGAAUGGAAUCAUGGAAAAUGUCAGCAUAAAGAAGCUCGACCUGUCGUGGAAUGGGUUUUCCAACGAUGGCUGCCGCUUUCUUAGCAAGGUGCUAUCCGAGAAUAGAGUGCUCAAGGAACUAGACCUCUCCAGCAAUCGUAUCACUUUAGAAGGGGUGAAACAUCUUUGCAGGGGCUUGUUGAAGAAUGAGACAUUGGUGAAAUUGAAGCUAAGUAAAAACACCAUCGGGACGGCUGGUGCAACCAAACUGCUUGAAACGAUCAAGGCGCAUCCCACAUCACAGCUUGAGGCGUUAGAAAUGAUGGAUACCUACGUCGACCAAACAGUUGAAACCCUCAUCAGUCAAGUUGGAAAACUCAAGCCAAAAUUCCACGUGAAGCAUGGUGCCAUGAUGCGCUUCCUCGACCCGUACAUGAAGAUUGUUCGACCCCGUGACGCUUGGAUGGGAGAUCCGCUGACAUUACUUCUCCGCUACAUGGCUGAGCGAAAUAUGCGGCUUGCGGACUUGUUCUCCCAGUUUGAUACGGAUGACAGCUGGACGCUGACCACUGCUGAGUUCAAAAAGGGCGUCAAGCAAGCACACAUUCCGUUAAGUGCUUUACAAGUUGAGCAGUUGGUGAACAGGCUUGAUAAAAACAGAGAUGGCGAAAUCGAUUUUAAAGAGAUGCUUACAGGCCACAAGAAACACAGACACCGCGAACGCCGCAUACGACAACAACAUAUGGAACUCGACCGGCCGCGGUCGUCAAACGCAAGUCCCUCUGGGUCAAGACCAUCAUCUGGCAGGAUGUCCGGGGUGGAUUCGAGACAGAGUAUCUCCAGCCCAAAAGGAACAACUGCGAGCCACCGCGGCAGUAUAUCCAGCCCACGUGAUAGUAUAUCUAAUCCACCGAAGGGAGUAACUCUGCUGGGUGGUUCUUUAAGUCCACGCGGCAGUAUAUCAAGCCCACAAGGAACUGCCCUCCUUGGUGGUUUUGUAAUCAGUCCACGCGACAGUAUCUCUACCCAAAAGGGAAUAAGCCUGUUAAGUGGUUUUGCGAGCCCACGUGGCAGUAUUUCCAGCCCAAGGGAAGCACUCAUGCUGGAUGUUGCCAAAGGCCCAAGCGGCAAUAUAAACAGCCUACGUGGAAGUAUUUCCAGUCCAAAAGUAACGCCCGUGUUUGGAGGUGUCUCUGGUCCACGCGACAGUACUUCCAGCCCAGGAGCAACACCAAUGACAGGGAGUCCACGCGGCAGUAUUUCGAUCCCUCAGGGUAAUUCGCUAUUUGGCGGCGAUCCGAGUCCACGUGGAAGUAUUUCGAGGCCACGGAGCAGUAUCCUACCCAGUUUAGUUCCGAAGCCCGCAGAUGGACAAACACAUGGCGGAAGGAAACAAACACUUGACGACUUGGCCUUAACAGAUUCAAAAUGGACAGAGAAGGACUCGAACGCUAUGCCAGACACGAGGCCUGAGCGUCAGCGACAUCUCAUGCAACAAUUCGAAAAACUGAAAUCAAUAUAGGCAAUGUCGAUAAAACAUGUUUCCGGUUCAAAGGCAAAAAUAUGCUGAUACCAGAUCGGUUGAGACUAGAAGCUGUGGUUUCUUGAGCCUGCAUGGACCUGUUGGCCGCCUUUGCAUGUGUAUACGUACGUAUGUACGUAUGUAUUUUUGUGCUGUUUUUCUACGAGAGACUAUUCAGAAUAAAGAACAUUGUAAA